AAUAUGUUGUACGUGUCGGCCAUUUUGUGUGGGCUGAGAUAGAAAAGUGCUAAACGUUCAAUUUUGCUUCUGUCAUAAUUUACUGUGAUGUCAAGUCCUUAUCCGAGAAGUAGCGGUCUUGUUCAACGACGAACAGCUGCGUCACAUGCGUUGGAAGCAAGUUCGGAAGACCAGAAGAGCGAGAAGGAUUAUGACGAGGAAAACGAUCAGGAUUCGAAGGAAACCCGACUGACGUUAAUGGAGGAAGUGUUGCUUUUAGGGUUGAAAGACAGAGAGGGUUACACAUCUUUCUGGAAUGACUGCAUCUCGUCCGGUCUGCGAGGCUGUAUCCUCAUUGAGCUGGCGAUGAGAGGCCGCGUCGAGCUCGAGAAGGCUGGGAUGCGCCGUAGAAGUCUGAUGAAUCGCAAGGUUAUAUGCAAAUCUGACACGCCCACUGGCGACGUGCUGCUAGACGAGGCAUUGAAACACAUGAAGGAGACGCAGCCUCCCGAGACAGUACAGGCCUGGAUUGAAUAUCUUAGUGGCGAAACGUGGAACCCGAUGAAGUUGCGCUACCAGCUGAGAAACGUCCGUGAACGUCUCGCCAAGAACCUGGUGGAGAAAGGUGUCUGCACGACGGAGAAGCAGAACUUUCUGUUGUUCGACAUGACUACACACCCUCUCACAGACUCCACGGUCAAACAGAAGCUGAUCAAGAAAGUGCAGGACUCGGUGCUCAGCCGGUGGACUAACGACCCUCACAGGAUGGACCGGAGGAUGUUGUCUCUCAUCUACGUUGCUCACGCCUCCGACGUCCUCGAAAACGCAUUCGCACCACUCUCCGAUGAUGAUUACGAAGUUGCAAUGAAGCGCGUUCGCGAACUGUUGGAGUUGGACUUUGAUGCCGAGAGUAUGAAGGAAGGAACCAAUGAACUAAUGUGGGCAGUUGUUAGUGCUAUGAACAAGUGAUGUGGUCAUUCUGUUUUUGUUUGUAUAUAUAUACAUACAUAUAUAUAUAUAUAUAUACAUACAUACGUGGUGUUCUUUCCGAUCCUUCUUCUCUUGACUGAUGUUACAGGUGGUAGUAAAGGUGCGACUUCGUCACAGUUGGUGUGUCAUUCUUCAAGAGGUUUGUUUGAAUUCAUCAUCCCUGUGGUACGGACGUUUCGGGGAAAUGUACAUGUAGCCUCAUUUUACAUAAAAUUAUGAAUUUCCAUUGCAAUUCCAAAGCAUGAAAGUAGGUGGGUUGAGAGGAUGUCAUAAGCUGAUAUAAACUUUUGAAUUUUUCUUUUCAAACUUUGGACAAUUUCUAAAGGAUUAUUUCUCAUAAAUGUGGACAGGUUAAAUUACUUUAUCCCCUUGUUAAAGUAAAACUAAAAGAUGGGAAUGUUAAUGUUCAACUUGGAAAAUAUUAAUAAAUGUGAGACUAACCCUUCAAUAUAUAUAUAGCGAUACUCGGGCCUUGGGAAGUGAUGCUAAAUUCCUACGUCAAUCAUAACGAAAAAGCAAGUGCCGUUCCAGGGGGAGGAUGCUGGGGGUAUGCAUCCCCUCUCACCAAGCUUUACAAAGCUGCACAAAUCCAGUGUACAGGUACACCUAAUGAAUACAGUGGAUUUAUGUACAUGUAUGUAAUAUAUGGGUUGGCAGGGUGUUUUUGAAAAUGAAUGUCUUUAAUACAUACAUGUGUAAUAUUAAUAUUAUGGAUGUUGGUAUACUUUGGAAUCCUAUUGAAAUAUCUUCUCUUUUUUUCUGCUUUAAUUGUUUUUUAAAAAGUCUAUCCAAGCCUCAAACUUGAGUAUUUGUUACCUCCGACAAUUUUUGUUUCUGUUUUAUCGCAGGUGAAAUGCUAACCUAUAGCAAUUGUAAGUCUGCAUACAGCCAUUUUAAACCAGUAAAUUUGGCAACAAAUAACUGAAAAUUCAAACUAACUAUGACAGAAAGCAAUUUUUAUUCAGCUAUUGCAAAAAAAAAAAACCCUUCCGAUCUUUAAUGCUCAUGACUACGGCAUUUCUUAUUACAGCUGAGGCGAUAGCCAUCAUUAAGUUGGAGCAACUGUCCUAAGAAAGGGUAAAGAAAACCUGUCGACAGUGAUGGGGAAACAUAGUAAUAACCAAAGCAAGGCCUUUAAAACAGCUACAGUAUUCAUUUAUCAGCAGUACGUCAUUGGGUAAAAUAUGUUCAUAAUGUGACUGAUGAUACUGUUUGAGAAUAUGUAAGGGGCCGUCCAUAAUUUUCUAAAUUUUCACGAGCAUACAAACCAUACGGG
Gigantopelta aegis is the source of this 2245-nucleotide messenger RNA. Its product is annotated as Golgi phosphoprotein 3-like. Gene Ontology annotation, molecular function: phosphatidylinositol-4-phosphate binding. Gene Ontology annotation, cellular component: cytosol; Golgi cisterna; trans-Golgi network. The record is from RefSeq and is a predicted model, not a curated record. NCBI's taxonomy places the organism in Eukaryota, Metazoa, Mollusca, Gastropoda, Neomphalida, Peltospiridae. The transcript is spliced from 3 exons. Bases 88 to 948 code for a protein of 286 amino acids. Gene Ontology annotation, biological process: Golgi to plasma membrane protein transport; Golgi vesicle budding; retrograde vesicle-mediated transport, Golgi to endoplasmic reticulum.